CGCAGUUGCCCCGGUGGUUUGGUGGUGGCGGGGAGAAAUGUCUCUGUGUUCCUCUCGCCUCCAGUUCGGUGUGCAGCUUGGAGUCCCCGCCCGGGCGUGCUAAGGUGCCUUCUCCAGGAGUGGCAGCAGGGAGGGAGAAAUGGCCAGGAGGUUCCUGCCAGCACAUGUUCAGGAGUCUGUGACAUUCAGGGAUGUGGCCGUGCUCUUCAGCCAGGAUGAGUGGUUGCACCUGGACUCUGCCCAGAGAACAUUGUAUCGGGAGGUGAUGCUGGAGAACUACAGCAACCUGGUCUCACUGGGAUGGGAGAGCUUGUUUGAAACCACAGUUUCCAAAGAAGAAAAUCUAGAAGUCAUGAAAAAAUUCAUAGUUGAUGAGUUCAGACUGGGAAGAACCUAUAUGAAUGAGGACAGGUUAGAGAAGCAACAAGGCAAAAAGAACAAAGUUUUCACAAAAGCGUUGUUUACCAUCAAAAAAACCUGUGUGAAAGAGAGAAGCUUUAAAGGCCUUGAACUUGAGAAAAAUCUUGGCUUAAAAUCAUCACUUACUAGAAAAUCAGGAAUUGUUCCCAGAGGAAGGAAACCCCGUUCACAGCAGUAUUCAAUUCUCUUUAAACAACUGGGAGUCAACACAGUGCGUAAAUGUUAUAAAUGUAAUAUCUGUGGGAAAAUCUUCCUUCACAGUUCUUCCUUGAGCAAACAUCAGAGGAUCCAUACUGGAGAGAAGCUGUAUAAAUGUAAGGAAUGUAGGAAAGCUUUCAGCCAAAGCUCAUCCCUAACACAGCACCUGAGAGUUCAUACUGGAGAGAAACCUUAUAUAUGUAGUGAAUGUGGAAAGGCCUUCAGUUUUACCACCUCUCUUAUUGGGCACCAGAGAAUGCACACUGGAGAGAGACCUUAUAAAUGUAAGGAAUGUGGCAAAACAUUUAAAGGUAGUUCAUCCCUUAAUAACCAUCAACGAAUUCAUACUGGAGAAAAGCCCUAUAAGUGUACUGAAUGUGGGAGAGCCUUUAGUCAGUGCUCAUCUCUCAUUCAACAUCACAGAAUUCAUACUGGAGAGAAACCAUAUGAAUGUAGCCAGUGUGGGAAAGCCUUCACUUCAAUAUCGCGGCUGAGUAGACACCAUCGAAUUCACACUGGAGAGAAACCCUUUCAUUGUAAUGAGUGUGGAAAAGUGUUCAGUUACCAUUCGGCCCUUAUUAUACAUCAGAGAAUUCACACUGGUGAGAAACCGUAUGCAUGUAAAGAGUGUGGGAAAGCCUUCAGCCAAAGCUCAGCACUUAUACAACAUCAGAGGAUUCACACUGGAGAAAAACCCUACAAGUGUAAUGAAUGUGGCAAGGCCUUCUCCUGGAUCUCACGGCUUAACAUACAUCACAGAAUUCACACUGGAGAGAAACCUUAUCAUUGUAAGGAAUGUGGAAAAGCUUUUAGUUCCCACUCAGCUGUUAAUACUCAUCGAAAAAUCCAUACUGGCGAGAAACCUUAUAAAUGUAACGACUGUGAAAAAGCUUUCAACCAAAGCUCAGCCCUAAUUCAGCACCAGAGAAUUCAUACUGGAGAGAAACCAUUUAACUGUAAAGUGUGUGGGAAAGCUUUCAGACAAAGUUCAUCCCUUAUGACACAUAUGAGAAUUCACACAGGAGAAAAGCCUUAUAAAUGCAAAGAAUGUGGAAAAGCUUUUAGUCAGAGCUCAUCUCUUACUAAUCAUCAAAGGACUCAUAAUUGAGAAAAAAACAAAUAAAAUGCAUGUGGGAAGUCUUCCAAAUGAAGUUCAUUCCAUAUUGAAUAUCAUUAAUUCUGGGGAGAAAGUGAAGAGCAAUUUAUUUUGGGUAAAACUUCAGAAGUUAG
Sciurus carolinensis (gray squirrel) is the source of this 1848-nucleotide messenger RNA. It is a transcript of the gene Znf879, whose product is annotated as zinc finger protein 879. Gene Ontology annotation, biological process: regulation of transcription by RNA polymerase II; central nervous system development. Gene Ontology annotation, cellular component: nucleus. Gene Ontology annotation, molecular function: DNA-binding transcription factor activity, RNA polymerase II-specific; RNA polymerase II cis-regulatory region sequence-specific DNA binding. The record is from RefSeq and is a predicted model, not a curated record. The transcript is spliced from 4 exons. NCBI's taxonomy places the organism in Eukaryota, Metazoa, Chordata, Mammalia, Rodentia, Sciuridae. The coding region runs from base 140 to 1726 and encodes 528 amino acids.